This is a messenger RNA of Homalodisca vitripennis (glassy-winged sharpshooter), 3239 nucleotides long. Its product is annotated as synaptotagmin-4-like. Gene Ontology annotation, molecular function: calcium-dependent phospholipid binding; phosphatidylserine binding; calcium ion binding. Gene Ontology annotation, cellular component: synapse; membrane; axon. The record is from RefSeq and is a predicted model, not a curated record. Gene Ontology annotation, biological process: regulation of calcium ion-dependent exocytosis; cellular response to calcium ion; regulation of dopamine secretion. Lineage: Eukaryota; Metazoa; Arthropoda; Insecta; Hemiptera; Cicadellidae.
CGCAUGCGCGCAACUCGCUCCUGUAUCGACCGACGACAUCUUGCCUGCUUCGUCAAUUGUCAACUGGGUUUUCAAUUUCUUCUGGUGUGGUUUUCGCGAGUGAUAUCCAGUGGAAGUGGCGACAGCCUUGGAGACCAUGGAGAGUACUCCAGCCUACGAGGACGGACCGGAGAUAAAGCCUAUAGAAGCAGUGUCGACUCCGGCGCUGGUGGGAAUAUGUCUGGCUGGGACGCUCUUCUUGGCUACGGUGAGUGCGGUGACCUGCGUCUGCUACCGGCGACGCCAGUUUGGCGGCUCUCACAGCAAGUUGGUGACGGCCAAGAGAGGCCGUGGAGCGCCAGAGAAGCCUCUCGCCUUUCAGCAGCACCGUAAGCCAACAGCGGUCAAGAGUCCUGCCGGGGGAACCGGAGGACCUCAUUACCUAAAGAAGAGCCCUAGUCCAACUCAGGGAUGCUCGACACCAGCGGCGGGAGGCUCGGCAGCUACCAGUCCCACAGGAGCAGGCAAGAGUCCCCCGGGAGUCAGCCCCACCGAGUCCGGCAACGAUACAGACCUGGUGCCCGCAAGGGUAUUUACGGAGAAGGAGACUAAGGAUGGACUAUGCACCUCACCCUCCAAGGAAGAGCUGGAGGCCAACGAAAAGAACGCCUCAAGUUGCGGCGGAGGAGCUAACAAACUUGGCCAACUUGUCUUCAAGCUUCGGUACAAGCAGGAGAAGAACAUUCUGAUCGUGUCGGUGGUGAAGUGUCGUGAGUUGCCCGCCAAGGACCCCAACGCUGGCUCCAGCGACCCCUAUGUCAAGCUGCAGCUGUUACCGGAUAAGCAACACAAAGUCAAGACUAGGGUCCUGCGCAAGACCAGAAAUCCAGUGUACGACGAGGACUUUACCUUCUACGGCAUCAACCAUUCUCAACUCCAGAGCAUCACCCUUCACUUCGUGGUGCUGAGUUUCGACAGGUACUCCAGGGAUGACAUCAUCGGCGAGGUGCUCUGCCCCCUUGGCACUGUUGAUAUGACCCAGGCCGACAACCAGCAGCUGACUCUCACUCAGGAUAUACAGCCCAGGAGCCUCAAGAUCCGGUCCCAGGGACGUGGAGAGUUGUUGGUAUCCCUGUGCUGGCAACCAGCUGCCAACCGUCUCACUGUGGUCGUACUCAAGGCAAGGAACCUGCCCAAGAUGGAUGUCACUGGUCUUGCAGACCCAUACGUGAAGAUGUAUCUGAUUUGCAACGGUCAAAGGAUAGCGAAGAAGAAGACUCACGUGAAGAAGCGAACUCUGAAUCCAGUCUUUAACGAAUCUUUUGUGUUUGAGAUUCCUUCUGGGACGGAGGGUCUUGAUAAUGUCAAUCUGGAGUUCUUGCUGCUAGACUGGGAUCGGGUCACAAAGAACGAGGUGAUCGGCAGACUAGAACUAGGCGGGUCCAAAAGCACAGGAUCGGCUCUCCACCAUUGGAAUGAGGUCUGCAACUCCCCGCGUCGCCAGAUCGCCGAAUGGCACAAGUUGCGCGAGUAGACAAUACCUGGCCUGAUCAGCUGAUCCUCACCACAAAUCAGCUGAUCCUCAGCAUCAGCCCAGCACAACGCCAAUAGAUCACACUUGUGUUACAUGUUUCCGUCUUUAGUACACCUCAGGUUGUAUAUGAUUGCUGUACUGUAAAUGUAUAAUUUAUUAUGUGUUACGUUAGUCGAGAGCUUCACUUAUAAAUGUCUCGUGACCUUUAGCUCUAUCUUGUUUACCCGAAUGACAAAUAAAGAGUAUUUAGGUUAGAAAAAGUUUCCCGUUGAAUAAAUUUUCAGAUUGAAUGAUUCGUUUUGAUUACGUAAGGCGUUAGACUUCACGGUUCAGGUUUGCUUUAACUGCUCAUUAAAAUUACACCCCCUAUUGUAAUUUACAUCAUGUCUCCCAUCACCUACCUUGUAUCUCCAUGCAAACUGCAUUUAAUAUCUUCAAUUGUACUUUACCCUUCGACAAGUGCAAGCGUAGGUCUUUGUAGACCAGUAAAUAACAUAUUUUUAUACAGUAAUGUAAAUUUGAUAGCUCGAUGAAGUGAGAAGCUCGAUGGAAGUAAUUUUUAUCAUUGUUAAUUGAUAUUUUAAGGUUUUUGUCUUUUUGGAGUUAAAUGUUAAGUACCUAAUGCAUUUUUAUCUUACGGUUGUGUUAAUGUUAGACGUGUUAAUAGAGGUUGUCAUAGGUAUUGUUGAAGCAUCUAGUAGGAGAUACAAACGCUUAUAGUUUUGCAAAGUUUGAUUUUGAGCAAAAUAAUGAAUAGUUUGAUUUACAUUGCAAUUUUGCUUUUACACUUUUCAGUGAACGUGUAAUGCUGGAUACGUUUGGCAUCUUUUGGAAGUUGUAAGUUAGUAUACUGUAAUGUCAUAAAUACAACGAUAAAGUUAUUUGUGUUACUGACUAAAAAUCAGUUUUUGUUCUGUUUAUAAAUAUGCAUUCUCUAUUGUAGUUAAUUUUUAUGAUUUAUAAGGAGUUAUAUACCGGUUAACCAUACGUUAUCUACUUAGGUUAAACAGACUAAGUUAUUAGAUUUGUUGUACUUUAGGAAAUAUCAUUUUUGUAAUAGCACGAUAAAGUAAGAUAUCGAUUGCCAAACCUACCACUGGAGUAUCUUCUGCAUUAGGACUUCCUUAGAGGUGUCAUUGUAGGCUGAACUUUUAUACUGUAGUCCUGAGAUAUCAACAUGAACACUUGCUUGUAGGGACAAUGUAAAUGCUGUUUGUACAUAUAUUGUAAGGCCGCAAGUAAAUACUGCUUAUUGUAUUUUAUAUAGAGCUCCCUUCACACCAAAAAUUUCGUAAUACACACUGUCUGUCCUUUGCAAUCAUCAAACUGUUAGCAAACUGAGAGUGGAAAUUUCGAGGCGCUGUUUUGUUAGACUCUGUAAUAAAAUAAAUAUAAAAUGCGUUUGGCAGGAUAAUAACAGGAAUAAAAUUCACCAGUAAAAGGAAACUAUGUAUAAGUUACCACAAUCGUACCACGGUACCAAAAUCAUCUUGUUUUUGGAUGCAGAAAACUCCUCGAACCACUCUCACCUACAUCUUAUACUAUUGUCCAUGUACUGAUUGUAUAGAUGUACCCAUGUAUCAGUAAACCCAGUAUAUGCACUAUAAGGAAGAUCUUUUAUCCAGUUGCGUUUGAUAUGACUUGUUUUUGUACAACCUUCCUUAAUUUUAGAUAUAUAAUUUGUUAUAUAGUAUUUUAUGGUGAAUAAAGUAAUCAUAACCAAAAA